This is a messenger RNA of Bipolaris sorokiniana ND90Pr, 531 nucleotides long. RefSeq lists its product as uncharacterized. Lineage: Eukaryota; Fungi; Ascomycota; Dothideomycetes; Pleosporales; Pleosporaceae. The transcript has a single exon. The record is from RefSeq and is a predicted model, not a curated record. The coding region runs from base 183 to 509 and encodes 108 amino acids.
GAAGCCCAGGGUGAAUUAUUGCACUGCGGUCAAAACGGCGUAUCUUCGUCGACGGUGGGUGGUGGAGACAAGGUUCGGCAGGUGCGCGUGAGGGGUCUGGAGGCGCAAAAACACGGUGGCGGCGUGGUCGGGCAGCCGGGGUAGGCGUAUGAAUAGAAGUAGUCUACGUAUGAAGCAAGGCGAUGAUCAAGGGCGUCUUGAGGCGUGGGAGGUCAAGGGCGUCUUUGAAUUUGCUUGCACUCUCACGGGGCACUGGGGGAGCCACACAGGGUGGCUGUGCAGCAGAUGAUGUCGAUGGGUGGACGUUGGCCGACGGAUCCGCGACUUGCGCACCAACAAAGCCAGUAGCGCAGCAAGUAGCAGGCUCGGCAAAACUUUUUCACAAGAAGAAAGAAAAACCAAGUGGAAGAGCUGGGAUGGGUGGCAGGUCAAAUAUUGCCCUUUGUGCGAGGGGUACACCCAUGGUUGAUGGUGCACUGCCCGGCCGUCGUGUACGGCUUUCUAGAUGAGGCCUGGCUUGCGGGAUUUUCG